AACUCUGAUUUUGAAAAUGACGGUGGCGGGUACCGUCUGUCACGUGACACGCACAACAUUAACUGAUGACGUUUUGCUCAAGAUGUCUGACUCGGCGAAGAUAGAGUUUGCUGUUCAAAUGACAUGUCAGAAAUGCGUGGAUGAAAUAAAGAAAAACCUGAAUAAUGUAAAAGGAAUACAGUCACUUGAAAUAAAUCUUGAGAAGGAACAGGUAAUAGUAGAAACCAGUCUUCCAUCAGAAGAGGUCAAACAGCUUCUAGAACAGAGUGGGAAGAGGGCUGUUAUAAUGGGUUAUGGCUCAGGAAGUGUAUCACAGCAUCUUGGUGCAGCAGUGGCUAUGAUAGAAGGUCCAGUCAGUGUGAAAGGAGUGACCAGACUAGUGCAGAUAGAUGAAAACAAGUGUGUUAUAGAUGGUACAUUAGAUGGGCUGACUCCUGGAAAAAAUCAGCUGUCAAUACAUGAGUUAGGAGAUAUUUCAUUAGGAUGUGAAAGCUGUGGAAAGAUAUAUAACCCCCCAAAUUCAUCUGAUAAAAAGCCAAUUGGAGAUCUAGGCCAAGUGCUGGCAGAUGAAACAGGCCGCGCUGUGUUUAGGAUGGAGAGUGACAAGAUAAAGGUCUGGGAUGUCAUAGGCAGGUCCAUGAUCAUAGCUGGAGCAAAGGCCUCAGUAUUAAGCAGGAUGGGCUGUGGCAUAAUAGCAAGAUCAGCUGGCCUCUUUCAAAACUCAAAAAAGAUUUGUGCCUGUGAUGGAGUUGUUCUUUGGGAUGAAAGAGAUGUGCCUAUUGCUGGAGCUGAAAGGUCGACCAAAGCUGCACAUCGGAUUGGAGAAAAUUAACCUGUUGCAGUUUUUAAAGAUUUUCACCAGAAAGUCAAUUACAGUGUAUGAAGCACAGUGGGAAUUUUCUAAGAUCUUGCCUACUGCACAUAGAGGCACCACUGUUUCUUAGACAUUAAAAUUAAAAUGAUCGGAACAAUGCUUGAGAACAUUUUGGAACAGGUGUUGAGUGUUCCAAAACAAUGGUUCAGCAUUGGGUUCACAGAAGGUGCUAAAGUACUCAACUUCAAUAUAAUAUUACAGACAUUGACUGUACACAAGUAUGAGUUUUGUACUUUCACCUUGGAAUAAUGAAGACAUACAUAUAGAAUUGUUCUGCUUUGCUUUAAAAGUUUGUCUCUUUUGAGGCUUGGCUUUUUUAUUUUUAAGGCUUUCUAUUCAUUGGGAAGCAUUUAUACUUUGUGAUGGAAAAAUUCCUUCAUUUCUCACUUGCAAGAUGGAAGGGGAAGCACUUUAUCAUGCUAUGUUUGUGUUCUUUCAGAAUGCUUCAUGGGGAGCAAAAAAAAAUAAAAGUGGAUGAUUUGUAGUCUUUUUGGACUGAAUUGAGAAGUACAAGUGCUUUUGGGCAUGUAAAGCAAGAUUGAGAUCGACAGAUAUCUUGUAAAUAAAGACAUUGUCAAAUA
Molecule: messenger RNA, 1455 nt
Organism: Lingula anatina
Lineage: Eukaryota; Metazoa; Brachiopoda; Lingulata; Lingulida; Lingulidae
Product: copper chaperone for superoxide dismutase
Biological process (GO): superoxide metabolic process
Molecular function (GO): copper ion binding
Source: RefSeq, a predicted model, not a curated record